AUGGAUGCGUAUAAUGAAGAUACAUCCAGCAAUAUCUCUUCUUUACCUCCAAAGAGGCACACUCUUGAAGAAUUAAUUGAAUUUUUGCCAGAAAAUAUUAGCUUUGACGUUCUUAAAGUUGAUUUUAAGGAGUAUUCUUCUUAUAAAACUCUUUUACCAAAACGUGCAAUUUGGGAUAUUCGAUUACAGCUGAUGGCAUAUGAUUAUGAUACAUCUCAAAGCGAAUUAUUGUUUUUAACUGGUUCUAGUGAUAUUAUACCAAAUGUUUAUGAGGGAGGGUAUAAAACAUGGGAGUGUAGUUAUGAUUUGGUAGAAUAUCUCUCAAAAACAUCAUUAAAAUACAGUAAACUUGGUUGUGGUUCUGCUUUGCCUUCAGUAGUAUUAUUUAUACAAACUCUUCUUUAUUCAAGAAAUCAAGCAGUAAAUUUCACUUUUCAAGACUAUAAUAUUUCUGUUUUGAAAUUUUUAACUAUACCAAAUUUAUUUUUGGCUUGGGCAAUCAUAAAAAAUCAAGAAAUUGCAUCUAUGAAAGAAAUGAACAUAACAAACACAAUAAAAGAGGAGUUUCUUUCUGAUUUAAUAGAAAAAAAAAUAACCAUAAAUUUCAUUUCCGGAGGAUGGUGUGAUAAAAUGAAUCAUUUAAUUCUAGAUAAACAUGAUUUAAUACUUGCUUCUGAAACUAUUUAUUCAAAACAAAAUUUAAAUACUUUUAUAAAUAUACUGGCAUAUAAUAUUGAAAAUCAUAAAGAAAGUAAAGCUCUUAUUGCAGCAAAAAAGACAUAUUUUGGAUUAGAUGUUUCAAUUGAAGAUUUUAUACGAAAAUUAGAAGAAUUUCAUUUAAAUUAUUCUUAUGUAUAUGAAAGUAUAAAUACUGGUAUUGUACGUGUGAUACUUAAUAUAGAAAGUUUUUUAUAA
This is a messenger RNA of Pneumocystis murina B123, 915 nucleotides long. RefSeq lists its product as hypothetical. The record is from RefSeq and is a predicted model, not a curated record. NCBI's taxonomy places the organism in Eukaryota, Fungi, Ascomycota, Pneumocystomycetes, Pneumocystales, Pneumocystaceae. Gene Ontology annotation, molecular function: protein-L-histidine N-tele-methyltransferase activity. Bases 1 to 915 code for a protein of 304 amino acids. The transcript has 4 exons. Gene Ontology annotation, biological process: peptidyl-histidine methylation, to form tele-methylhistidine.